Pleurotus ostreatus (oyster mushroom) is the source of this 1020-nucleotide messenger RNA. RefSeq names its product Linoleate 10R-lipoxygenase cop4 (gene COP4). Lineage: Eukaryota; Fungi; Basidiomycota; Agaricomycetes; Agaricales; Pleurotaceae. The coding region runs from base 1 to 1020 and encodes 339 amino acids. The record is from RefSeq and is a predicted model, not a curated record. The transcript has 4 exons.
AUGUCUUCCCAGCCAACUCAAAUCGUCCUCCCUGACCUCCUGGCCAUGUGCCCUCUGAAGGGAUACACGAACCCUCACUACAAAGAAGCAGCCGCAGAAUCUGUCGCGUGGAUCGACAGCUACAACGUCUUCACUGACAGGAAGCGUGCCUUCUUCGUCCAAGGUUGCAACGAGCUCCUUGUCUCCCACACAUUCCCAUACGCACCCUACGAGCAAUUCAGAACAUGCUGCGACUUGGUCAACCUACUAUUUGUCAUCGACGAAGUGAGCGACGACCAGAGCGGGAAGGAUGCCCGUGCAACAGGCCAGGUAUUCCUCAACGCUCUUGGCGACCCAGAAUGGAACGAUGGUUCUUUACUGUCCAGAAUCACAAAAGACUUUAGGGCCAGGUAUUUCCGCCUCGCCGGACCAAAUUCUUCUCGUCGCUUCUUGAAGCACUGCGAGGACUAUAUCAACGCAGUGUCCACUGAGGCUGAGCUCCGUGAAAGGGGCGAAGUCCUGGACAUCGAGCCCUUCACUGCUCUUCGUCGCGAAAACAGCGCGAUUCGCCUCUGCUUCGGUCUCUUCGAAUACGCACUUGGCAUCGAUCUGCCCGAUGAAAUAUUCCAAGACAAGACAUUCCAGGAUAUGUACUUUGCCGCCGUCGACAUGGUUAGCUGGAGCAACGAUGUAUACUCCUAUAACAUGGAGCAAGCCAAAGGACACAGCGGAAACAACAUCGUCACCGUCCUCAUGAAAUCCAAGGGAAUGGGAAUUCAAGAAGCUGUGGACCACGUUGGCGUUCACUUCCAACAAAUUAUGGACAUAUAUAUGGAAUCAAAGUCGCGUCUACCAUCAUGGGGGCCUGAAGUUGAUGUUAACAUCGCCCGCUACGUCGAGGCACUUGGCCACUGGGCAAAAGGAAACCUUGACUGGAGUUUCGAAACUCAACGUUACUUCGGUGCUGAGCAUCUCGAGGUGAUGGCAACCAGAGUCGUGACUCUAAGGCCCCACGGCUCGCCCGAGGAUUUCGACGAAUAG